GAAUUGAUGAGAUAAAACCUGAUCCACAAAAGGUAGAAAAAUUAGAAAAACUUCCAUCACCCAAAAAUAUUACCCAACUUAGAGUAUUUAUAGGACUGGCUUCCUAUUAUAGAAGAUUUAUUGAGAGAUUUGCUAAAAAGGCUGCGUCUUUACAUAAAUUAUUACAACAGAAUAUAGAGUUUAUUUGA
This is a messenger RNA of Dentiscutata erythropus, 188 nucleotides long. Lineage: Eukaryota; Fungi; Glomeromycota; Glomeromycetes; Diversisporales; Gigasporaceae. The record is from the annotation of a GenBank genome assembly.